AUGGAACACUUUGGAGGUGAACUGACUAAGUGUAUUAUAGAAACCUUUCCAGAGUUUGCAGAAGAGCUAGUAAACAUAAUAUAUGACCCAGUUCGUAAGGAUGAAACUGAGGUGAAGUACAUAUUGAAAAGAUCAGGGGUGCAUUUCAUUCACCAGUCAUGGCUUUUUCCAUUGACAAGCUCAUUAACAACAGUGAUUCUACGAGAAAACAAAAUUGUGCAGUUGGAAUCUUGUCUUCCAUGGCUGAUGCCAAAUCUCAUCCACCUCGAUGUCUCUCACAACGCACUGGUCAAGUUUCUAGGACCUUCAGAUCCAUCAGAAAUAUUGUGUCAAAGACUAGAGGAGGUAGAUCUCUCCUACAAUCUCAUAACGGAGGAGUAUCUUGAUGCAUCUCACAACAGUCUGGAGAGGUUUCCUCCAAGUACUGAAGAUUUCUGGAGGGGCAGUCUUGUCACAUUAAAUCUUCAACACAAUAAACUGGAUCAGCUUCGAGAAAACAUUUUGAAACUAGGUACAUUGCAAAAGUUGGACGUCUCCCACAAUCACAUAGAGUUCAUCAUUGCUCCAGAGUAUUGGGACUGCCCCAGUUUGACAGAUUUGAACCUCAGCAAUAAUCACUUGGGCUGGCGCAAAACCGAAAAGCUUUGCUGGAGUUUCCGACGAACAGCCUAG
This is a messenger RNA of Pomacea canaliculata, 672 nucleotides long. RefSeq names its product protein flightless-1-like. The record is from RefSeq and is a predicted model, not a curated record. Lineage: Eukaryota; Metazoa; Mollusca; Gastropoda; Architaenioglossa; Ampullariidae. The transcript is spliced from 5 exons. Gene Ontology annotation, molecular function: protein binding. Bases 1 to 672 code for a protein of 223 amino acids.